UGUCUGUCAUAUUAUCCUAGCCUGUCCUCUUUUGGAUUGAUAAUUACUCUGACUGAUAGCAUGUUGGAGUCUUUGCUAUACUGAAAGGGUACCCCUCUUACGCUUUUGACAGGCCAGGUCCUGGAAGUAUUCCAGUUCAGUUAGUUUGCUUUGCAUUACCAAAGCUAAUCUUUUCAGGGCAUUCUCCUUACUGAUUUUUUCUGGAACACUUUUACUAAUUGUUACUUUUAAAAUGAUUUUGUGUCCUACGUGUACAGUAAUGGAAGCGUUGGAGUACGCCGGACAGCCUGAAGUCAGCAAUCAGUGCAGAUUCGCAUAUCUGUGUUCUGAGGCGCAGUUCCAUCGAGGUCUCGUUAACCCUAUUUCUUGGGACCUGUUUUUUUCCCUACCAGUUUGAGACCAUCAAACUGCUGUGUUCGGACCUUGCUCACUGAUGCUACCAUGCACUAGAUACAGAGAAACUGCAGUUGCCUGGAAUUAAGGCCUUGCCAUAUGUACAAUGGUAUUUUUUAAAAUCGGUGUUAUUCCUCCUCUGUUGUUAAAAAAAAAAAUCUCCAUCCAUAUGAAAAUGCUAAAAUGUGCUGUCAAAACCAACAGGUGGCGAUAUUACUCUAACCGUAAAGCCAUGCUGGCCAAUCAGAAACCUUAUUACCAGGUCUGCUCUACUAAAAACAGAUCAUGUGAACAGCGAACUGCACUCGCUCUAACGUCAAAGUAGAUAACGGUGCUACGCAUCAACACUGAAAACGCAGUUUUUGAAUACUUUCAACCUACAUGAGGCUUUUAAAACAGCUCAGUUUUUAUUAACGUAAAAAAAUACUGUUUGCAUGUGGACAAAAGGCCAAAAUGCAGAGAAAAAGCUAUGCUUUAAAAAUACCCAUGUACGUGUCGACAAGGCCUAAGUUACAAAUAUGUCCAACAGCCUCCGAUUCUGCGCAGAGGACCAUUCCCAGUGUAAACAGCUACACUAACGGGGCGGACAUGCCAGCAGGAGGAAGAAUCCCAGGCUCAAGAUUUCCAAGGAGGUGUUCGAUCAGCCCCCGCUGGCGGCGUCGUAAGGAAAUCUCUCUUCUAUUUUGGGCACACAGACCUCCACGUGACCUGGAUUCUAAAGCCUGUGUCACUAUUGGGGACAAGAACUUUGUUGUGAAGGCGGAUGACCUGGAGUGGAUUUGCGAGUUGGGUCGGGGGGCCUAUGGCGUAGUGGACAAGAUGAGACACGUUCCCAGUGGCCUGAUAAUGGCUGUGAAGAGAAUACGGGCCACCGUGAACACGCAGGAACAGAAGCGCCUGCUGAUGGAUCUGGACAUCUCCAUGAGGACGGUAGACUGCUUUUUCACGGUCACUUUCUACGGAGCACUCUUCAGAGAGGGCGAUGUGUGGAUCUGCAUGGAGCUUAUGGACACAUCUCUGGACAAGUUCUACAAGCAGGUGAUUGACGGGGGCCUGACCAUCCCAGAGGAUAUCCUGGGCAAGAUCACGGUAUCUAUUGUAAAGGCACUGGAACAUCUGCACCGAAAUCUAUCUGUGAUCCACCGAGAUGUGAAACCUUCCAAUAUUCUCAUCAACACUCAGGGCCAAGUGAAAAUGUGUGACUUUGGGAUCAGCGGCUACCUGGUAGACUCUGUCGCAAAGACCAUGGACGCUGGGUGCAAGCCGUACAUGGCUCCGGAGAGAAUUAACCCAGAGCUGAACCAAAAGGGCUACAAUGUCAAGUCUGAUAUCUGGAGUUUAGGCAUCACAAUGAUCGAGCUAGCCAUCCUGCGUUUCCCCUACGACUCUUGGGGCACACCCUUCCAGCAGCUCAAGCAGGUGGUAGAGGAGCCGUCACCCCAACUGCCUGCCGAGUGCUUUUCCCCUGAGUUUGUGGACUUUACGUCUCAGUGUUUGAAGAAGAGCUCAAAAGAGAGGCCAGCGUACACUGAGCUCAUGCAACAUCCAUUUUUCACACUUCACGACUCAAAAGAGACAGAUGUAUCCAGCUUCGUCAAGGUUGUUCUUGGUAACUGAAAGUGACAGUCCCCGACUGCCCAUGGGACCCUGUGCCAAUGCGCCGAUACACCUGGGCCCUCGAGCACUGCCCAAAUAACUUCGGAGGGAUUGGGCACUAUGCCAACUCACCAGUAUUCAUUCUGGUUGCCAGGCAUUGCCCAUGUGACCUUUGAAAUAUUGGGCCAAUCCACCAGUUAGCAAUCACUUGGGAGUUUUGCAGGAUUAGUGGGGUAAUACUUCUUUGGACACCUGCUCUUCACUCGCUGCUUGGUAUUCAGAGUUCCUGUAUUGCCAUGAACAAGAUGGAGGGCUUACAGAAGGGAUGGAGGCUUCCUUUCUGGAAACUAGAUGCUACUAUGACAACCCUGUCGCCCAGCCUGGUUGGAUUUUUACCCUCUAUUAGUAAUUCCAGUUUCAGUUGGCCUUCAUGCAGUGAGUUUGCCACCAAACCACUAAAUGGAUCAGUAAUCAGACCUACUUCAUGCAAAGAAGAUUAACACUUAAAAUAUCACGAGUGAGGCGUAGUGAGGCACAGUGACGCGCAGUGGGUAGCCUCAUACUGGAGUAGCUGGGGUUUGAUUCUUACCCUGGGUUGUGUGUAAAGGCUUUGCAUGUUCUCCCCAUGUUUCCAUGGAUUUCCACCAUUAAGCGAAUUGCUGUGUCUAAAUGAUCUGCUAUGUGUGUGUGUGUGGAUUCCCUGUGUCCCAUGCAGGGUCUCCACUCCCCUGCAUACUCUUUUUCCUAUGGUAAGUUCCACCUCACCAUAACCCUGUCCUGGAUAAGCCACAGUUGAAUGUGGGUUGAUGAAUAUAUAUCCUCCUGAGAAAAAGCAUAAACGCUAGUGCAUGUAUGCUUAUCGUUGCUUUAUAAUUUGUCCAUAUAUGGGCAGAGUCAUGUGAUGGCACUGAUUCCCAACACGGAAAUGAUGUUCGGAUAAGCAUCUGUUUGGACAGAGCAAGUCAGAGCAGAGCAGAGAGGAUUCAGGCAGCCAUCUGCACACAUGCCACGUGAGAUGCCAAAAGGGCUGGUCCAUGAAUGGGAUGCAGAAGGAACUCGUGCAACUUGUGGAUCAUCCACAGAGCCUGAAAUGACACGACUGCACCUCAGUCCGCAUGCUGAUCACAUACUAGAGAUGCACUGAUUGCAAUUUCCUUGGCCGAUUUCUGAUGUUUUUGCAAGUGUGACCUGCUGAUCGCGAUUUUCUUUCUAGGAACUACAAUUGGCAUCACGUACAAACAAAAGUCAACACUUCUUCAAUACAAAGUUUUAUUUUCAUAAUAAAAUGAAUUGUUAAACUUUAAGUCCUAACUGCAACUAAAACAAGUCUGGAAACAAGAGAUAGAAAUAACAAUUAACUGAAAAGGAGCUGCUGUACACUCAACUUUAUCCGACACAUUUCACUUUACCAAACAAGAGCAGGUGCAACAGAUUUAAAUAACAAAACAUAUGUCAGUUACUUAAAUAAUUUUCCAAUAUGUUUUAAUUCACCGGAUAAUUGACCUUUUUCUCUUUUUUUACUUAUCUUAAAGUCCAUAGCUUACAAAUAUCAAAAUAAAACUGAACAGUGCAAUGCUCUUCCAAGUAGUAAUAGAUGCAGUAAUAGAUGCAGGGAAAAAUUAUUAAUACCAACAUCGCAUGUUAUUUGCAUACAAUUCUUACAUUGCUGCUAAGCUAGAUUAAGAUCAGGCUUUUUUAUACCUUCCUACUAUACGAGCAUUAUAGUGCAGGGGGUUGAAGUUUUGCUAAAACAUUUUUACUCUCAUAGGAAAAAACCUUGCUGCAUCUCUAUUACAUAUACCUCUGUCUUUCUACCCCCAAGCCAUAGGGAAGCAUGCUUGCUCUUCCAGUCCUUGCAUUCAUCAAUCUGAGUAGUUGAGAACUUUAAUGUGGGCAAUUCUGCUUACGUGCGUCUGUGUGUCUCAAAUUGACCUCCCACACUGCCAGGGGGCGCUGUGUGAAAAGUAAAGAGACACAGCGUGACUGUGAACUUCUGCCAUUCAGCCACAGAUUAAGCUGCUCCGCAUGGAUGCCGGAAGUGAAGAUAUUUGAGUAAUAUCGUAUUGGUGCGACCGCAAUAUGAGAUGUAACGGUUCGCAGAACAAAUUCAAAUGAACUUGGCUGAAUUUCUAUCCCUGAAGCUUAUUUGUUAAAGGUCCGUCACAAAUACUUUCUGUGCGUGACUGUCUAUGACUUUAUCCCCUUGUGAAUAUCAAAGAUAUUUAAAGGUGCACAGCAAAUGCAGGUGAAUACACUGGUAACAGCCAGUACAUACACUGGUAAAAAGUUCCACAGCCGCUCACCCAUGGCCAACAAAAUUGCUGCAUGGCUCUGAUGUUUAGACAUGAAAAUUAUAAAUCGCCUCACGCCUGAUUUCCUCUUGUCCUUUACAAAAAGUGCGCUGCCCCAGUUUCUGAGAGAAACCUUUGGGACCUCGAACCCGUGUCCGUGCCGUGGGCUCCCUGUCUUGUUCAACAGGUCAGCUUGACCAUGUUAUUUCAGACUUCCUCCUGGAGGGCCCGUUAAGGGUGCAGGAGUAUGUAAGCAUAAAAAAUGUACUUCCUAUUGGAGCCCUUGUUAAUUUCUGUGGCUGCUCUCUGAAUGUUAGCCGCAUAACAAUGAGUAUUUUUGACGUUGAGUUGUAUUUCGGAGAAGCUGUUAUUUUUAAGUAUGUGGUCUAUUUCCUUUAGGCUUGGGGGGUGGCAGUGGGACACGACCUGUUUGGUGAGAGCCUUGCAGCAGGACUGCCUGUACUGCCACCUUGCCUCAGUUUCACUUGUUACAAACUGAUAGUUGGCUUAUGGACCAUAUGUGCUCUGGAUGAGGUCUUCAGGACGGUGAUCUACUUAACACUGAACUUCUAGGUACUAUGAACGAACUAAUAUUCUUGCACUGUUGAUGUUACUUUGCAAAUCACAGCCACCUUGCUAUGAGUGUCAUUCUGUGUCCAGAGCAUUUCUUCGCAGGGUUAUGAGAAAUGUUUCUAGAUGGAACCUUCUGUUCCGGGGCUUUGCCUAUUUAAAGGGCCUUGUAAUAUCUCCCUGUCUUUCCUCUUUUAUCUGCAACUCCCUCCUUUCUCUUCAGUGCCUUGCUGAUAGGUUUCCACAUGACACCUCCCAGAAUUAGAUCUGACCUUCUCCGUAUUCCGUAUUGCGGAGUCUUAUGCCUCAAAUUUUCACCCCAGUGUUUGACUUCUGUUGAUCUGGUCACUGAAGAUGGCAGGUUUACGUACCUGGAGCUACACAGAACUCUCCUGUGAUGUGGGAUUUUGGGGGCGGAGCAAGGAUCCUAUGACAAUUGAAGUCAAUGAUAAUGCUGAGGUGUUUUUUUUUUUUUUUUUCUUCCCUCAGUACCUUAUUUGGAGCAAGUCAGUCCUGGGUCCUACACAGCUUUGCACCAAAGCUUAAUGCGCAACCUGUAGUGUGAAACCAAUGUGAAAAUGAACAUCAGUCAGUCUUUUUUUUUUUUAACCCAUCUGUGAAGAUAGCUGUAUGCAGACGCCUCCAGUAUAAUCUUAAUAUACAGCAAAAACCGAAUAACACUGUUCUUUAUGCUACAACUGCAAAGUGAUGUCUAUGAUGGCUGCCGGUAUAUUAAACACUGAAUUUAAGUUAUUUGAAAUUAUGUUCUGUACUGUACUGUUGGACACGGCAUUGCAAAUGUAGUUUAAAUUUGAUUCAAUUACAGUUUGAUUUGUAUGAGUUGAUUUGCAGUGUUAUUUUUCUCACUAUUCAUAUUGCAGCAUUAUUGAAGGUUUCAGCUGAAUGUCAUUGUUUGUAUUUGCUGUGUUGGGGAAUGGUUACUUUCAUCAUGUUUCUAUCUUUUAAUACAACAUAAAUAUGAAUUAAGACGCAACACGGCUGAUAAAAGCUUGAAUGACUUUCUUCAUUUGGUGUGUUUUUCCAUUUCAGUUUUUUUAUUUAGUUUUUUAAUUAGUUAAAUAGGUAAUAUAGAUAUUAGAAUUAAACUGAUGAACUUAUACAUACAGCAGCAAGAACAAAGAGCACAAACAUCGUAGUGCAAGACAGACAAGGUGCAAAAACAGGACACAGUGCAAUCUAAUUAAAAAGUGCGUUUAAAAAAACUGAAAAGCAGAAUAUUAUAGAAUAUCAAGGAAAUUAACAUUAGGGGUGGUGGGAUGGCAUAUGUGUAAUUUAAAAAAAACACCUCUUUAUUUUAUAGCUGGGAUAGGGAGUGGAAAUACAAGCAUGUUUCAAACUGUGAACCAUUUGGCUGCGAGUAAACAUGAUAACCACACCCUAUGGAAACCGAAGUUUGGUACUUUGAAAUACCUACUACUGCUUCGAAGGACCUCCAGUGGAUGGGGUAUUUACUUAAAGCCCCUCCCCACAUCUCUGCUUAUAGACCUGUUUUCAUUUUGCAGUGGUCGGCUUCCAAAAAACCCCUAAAUGGUGUGAAAUGCUAGCUUGUGGCACGUGGCCAGUGUCCAUGGAGGUGUGCCGAGAUGGUGUUUGUUAGUGCGAGUGAAUGUUUCUCUUUGUGGCUUAUCAAGCUGCUGGUUACUAAGGAUCUGUCAUAGAGGACACCAUACCUGGUAAAACAUAUGGCCUGUUUCAUUGGUAGCUGAUCUGUCACGCACGAUCAUACGCAGCAGUACUGCGGUUAAUGGGGAAUAAGGUUCAUUGGCUACGAGCGUAUCUCCCGGCUUUUUGAGAACACUGUAGAUAGUCCGAGCAGUAUAGUCGUGCCUUUUUGAUGGAUUGUUGAUUUUGUAUAAUACGAUUAGGUCAGCUUUCAUCUUUUGUUUAUUCGUUGUAAUAUAUCGCAAAUGCGCGUAACCCGUUCGUCCAUCCAUUUCCUGUUGCCUUUUCUGAUAUUCUGGGUUGGGGGGGGGGGGGUGGGGGCAUCUGAAACCUAUCCUGGAGGCACUGGGCACAGGAAAUGUGCCAGGACGGGGUCCCAACUCAUUGGCGCCCACCUAACCCUUAAAAAGCAAAAAUAAAUAAAUGAAGAAAUUCAUUGAAUUCCAGCAGCUCAGUUUUGUUCCACUAAAAAUGAUGGCGUCCUUUAAGGGAAGCUUUAAAUAAUUGGCCAAGCAUGUGGGUAAAGAUGGCAUUUGUGCUGAUGAUACAUGUUUUACUUUGUGCUGCGUAGUAAUACUAAUGCAAGACCCAAUGGUGGCUUUGGGUCCCGCGAAUAAUGUGUGUUUGGAAUGGGGUAGGUGGUCCGGUGUCACUACACAGGGCAGCUGACAGUAAAACGAUGCUCUACCCGUUGUGUAUGGAGUGGGAAUAAUGCAAGCUAAGGCAGAGGCUGAUGUCUGUCCCCAUUCAAGCUACCAGCAUUCGGUUGUAUACUAUAAAUCGGUGACCGAUCAAUAGCUAAGGCACUCUGGCACUAGAAAGGUGGAGGUUGCGAGUUCCUGUUUACCAGAAACUGUUUUUGUUUGCAUGUUCUAAAAAUAAGACUAGAUUGUGCUGUCUACGUGGUUCCUCGAAGAUGAAAGUUGCAGUAAUGUCUUCCUCCAGUUUCAUAAAUAGGUUUUAGUUGUGAUGUCACUUGGUGUACAAGCCCCUGUCUCCUGAGUAUUUUCAUAGGUCCUUCUUUUGAUAGCCAGAUAUUCCAGAGUUAGAUAGCCAGUGAUUAUGACGGCCAGUGAAGUCUGGUUUAAUUUUAUCCAGAGGGGAUGCCAGCAUCUUUUUAAACUUCAUAAUAAACUGUAUGGUCAUGUGAUUACAUCAUCCUGAGUCGUGGGACCAAGGUCUAGAAUACAACAGAGGGGGAGUCUGCAUCCUCCAAGCAAAACCAGCCAGGAUCCCUCAUAUUUGGUUGUAUGCUUAAGUCUGUCAAGCACUUGGGAGAACCAGGGAAGGGAAGGUGGCCAAAUUUGGAUGCCUGUCAGCUCAUUAUAGCCUUUGCAUCAAGGUUCUUAAUAUUUCAAGAUUGGGGGUAGGCUGUCGGGUAUAUUUUGUAUUCCAGCCAAAAAUUGUCCAGUCAACACUCUCCGAAAUGGCAACGGUAUGUUUGAAUUCAUUUUAUUUAUCUGCAUAUAUACAUUUUGUUCAUUAAGAUUCGUCUGUUUUUUUAUCUGUAUAUUUAUUCAUGUCUGUACAUUUUAUUUGAACAUUUAUAUUUUAUCCGCCCAAUUUUCCACGCCUGUGUGUUUUUCCUGUGAGAGCCGCAGUAGCAUCCUGAUGUCCAUCUGGAAUCAAUGAAAUCCCACCUCACAGUUCCAUCAGGUGGAACUAAAAGUCAGUACACCUUAGCCGGCUGAAUUGUUUUUAUAUUUUACAGGUUAUAGGUAAAGUAUCCAACCUACACAGUGAUCAGUUGUCGUUUCAGGUAGUCUUUGCAUGUUAUGUUUAACCAGAUAUAAAGGAGAGUCACCUGGGUUCGACGACUAGAUUUACAUACUUCUAAGGAUAGAUGUGUGGUUUGUCCAUGGGCGUCGUUAGGUCCGAUCACUCAGGGCUAUAACCCCAAGCAUUUUAGCCCCGAUGGCAAUUUUCCUUACUUCAAAAAAAAGGUCAAGCCUCAGGUAAACUUAACCAAGUCCCUGAACUUUUCGAUAACUAGAAACUUCCCUGACUUAGUCAAUACAGUUUCUGCUAAUCACUGUGUACUGUGGAAGCGGGCAGCUGGUAUUGAAUGGUUUUGAUCAAUGAAGUACCAUCCUAAAAUAUGUCCAGUAAUUUUCUGCUGUGAGAUUCCCUGCUGCCCCACUCAGUGGCAUCGGUGCCUGGGGCAAAGUGCCAGGUGUGGCCCCCUGGCAACAGUGGUUGAUCCCUCACACAUUCCUCACUCAAUGCAAAGUGGGCCACUUCUCUGGAUAGGGCUGUCACCUUGGCCACUCGGAUUGGGUUACAGGGCACCUUCAGAGUGAGCUGUGCCAGGUGUCUGGCCUGAUGCUCCAUGGCAGUUGGCAGCUGGAUCUACAGUGAAAGUGAGCGAGCGAGUGAGCUUGCGAUGGCUAUGUACCCUCUUACUGGCUGGCAUCUGCUGUUCAGACAAGCCAGGUGGUCGGAGGGACCUCUGUUCUGCGGGAAAGAUAAUUCAUAGUUUGUGAUAAUGAUUGUAAAUGAUGUAAGGGAAGUGAAUCUUCCUUAAAUGAAAGGAGAUUCCUCAGUAUUUCAGUGCAUGAAUGCUCUUCUUUGUUUGAAUAUCCCUCACCGUUGGUGGAGGUGGAUGGCUGCCUCUCCGGGUCUCUCACUGAACGAUCAGGGCAUUUCACUGGUUCUUCUUCAAUCAGUCUUUGGUCACCCUCACUCAUCAGCCUCCACUACACCUGGGCCCAUUCCUGCACUCACACCUGGGCCUUCAUCUGCGUUCCCUGCCUUCAACACACCCUUGCUGGAGUUAUGAACUGCACAGACUGCAACAAGAGGCAACAAAGACUGUAAGUAGAGAUUUGUGAGAUGGGCCAUGCAUAGUCGAGUGUGUGAGCGGGCCCUCUCGCUCACAUGAAGGUGCACCCUGGGCCUGUGUAAAUUUACCCUGGCUGGGGUUACACAAUGCCUGCACUGGAUCACAAAUGGGACCCAUAGGAGCCAGGCCAAAGGGUGUAGUAUCAGUCCCAUCUGAGAUGACCCCCCUGAGCCUCAGAGGAGCCUGGAACUGUCACUGGGAAAUGGAUGUUGGAGGAGCUUCACCAUCAGCAUGCAUGCUAGCCCUGACCUUCAUUCAUAUCCUGCCUGGCGCUCUGUAACAUUCUUUGCAGCAGCUAUCGAAUAAUGCCUUUCUGGAUGGGUCAUACUCUAUUAAACCAUUACUGUUAUGUGUUAUUUGAUAGAUGUCUGACAAUGCUGUGUGCAUGCUAAAUUAUUGUGAACGACUUAUUAUCAAAUUAUUGAAUUAAGAAUUUGUGUUUUAAACCUGAGUGACAUGUUAGAUAAUGAAAAUUGAGGGGCAAGCUGUAAAAUGCAGUAUAGAUGGCAUAAGUAUUUACUUGGGAAUAUCUUAUAUUGUACUGUAUAGUUAUUGCUUGGGGAGGUUGUUUUUAUUAAAAAUUUACACAUUUACCUGUGGUUGUCUAACCUCAUGACUGGUGGGGGAAGGAUUUACAGAAGAUUUAUGUGAUCAUACAAUAACUCCUUAAGUAUGAUUGCUGUCGCUGGAUUUUUAUGUGAGCACUUUGCAUGGUGCACUGCUCAGAUUCUUGUGGUUACGUCCUGUCACAGGUUUCUGUCUGACAGAAUACGAUCAAAUGUCUUUAUGUCUUCGACAUUGGGACCCCCUUUCCGUGUUUAAAACCCCCUGCCGAGUGAGUACAGACCAUAAACCGCUGAGUACCUACAACAAUUUUUUCAUCAAAUUAAUUUUUCUCAUUACUAGGGAUGUAAUGAUACACUCAACUCACGAUUCACGAUUUUGAAUUCACGAUACGAUUUUCUGACGAUUUUUAACAAUGAACUGCAGAUAAAUUUAUUCAAAAAUAUUCCUUUAUCUUUCUAAACUGUGCAAAACGUGUCCUCUUCUUAAUAAAGAACGGAGGCGGUCGCACUUCUUACCCUCUCCCUCCCCUUAUCUUCCCUGCUUCGCUCCUCUCGUCUCGUCUAGUCUACUGUCUUAUACUGUGUCUGUGAAGAGACUCUCUCAGCCCUGCUCUCCAAACCACGAAAAAUUAUGGAUUUGAUCAGCUGGUCUCUCAACGCCUCGACGAGAAGCCUAGGGUCGGGGGAACCUGACUGUCCUGCAGGAACGUACGCAGCUGGCUACACGAUGGACGGAUGGGAGCGGUGGAGGGUCGUGUGCCUGGCAGCUCUUUCCGUGGAGGACAUUGAAGACAUCUACCUAUUCGGAACCAUGAUUACAGGUAUUAUGCUGAUUGGCUUAGGCAUUGCCCUGGUUUAUCAAAGAUUGAAGAAGACGGUGACAGCCUCUCAAAGCCCCACUAGGCUGGCCGGAAUGAUUGAUGGAGUGGGCAGAGCUGUUAGCACUCAGACUGUGCAGACUGUGCAAAUGGAUCGCAAACUGGAUAACAUCAUGGAGAAGCUAACAGCUUUGCAAAAAUUAUUGGAUGGCGGAGAUCAGCGUGGACAUUAGAGGAGCUGGAAAUUUCAGCUCCUCGCAUGGAAACCCAAACAACCCUAUCCUAUCAGGUUUUGGCUCCCCCAAUCAGCACUGGCCUUGGCCAAGGCCGCUGUUGAACUAACAACUCCCCCAGAAGAACAAGGCAGUGAGACUCUCUUGCAUUCCUCUCCCCCAAUCCCAAGGACUUACCCUCCCCCCAUCCCACGCCUCCGCCGCUUCAUACCCCCAGCGUGAACAGGCGGGUCUGUGACCAGCGCCUCUAUGGCAGCAGGACCGGAUGGCUGUCUGUCUCUGCUGGGUCACCUCCACACCCCCUUUCCGCUACCCGUUGCAAGUCGUGUCAUUUUUAUGUAAGGUGUAGUGCCCAUGUGCUUAUGUUGCUGAGGUGUUUUUUUCGGUUCCCACAAUGUACUCCCUACUGGAGUGCAAUCUGGGGGGUGUUUUUUUAUUCUCCUCCUCUCCCACCAUGUUAUCCUGUUUCUAUUCUUCUCACUUCCCCUGUCUCCCGACCGGUCUUCCCCCUACUGUGAUGUCUGUGUAUAUGUAAGGUCGGUUGAUGGCCUGCUCUUCACCGGUACUUGUGACUGGUGCCAUGGUAUAUUGCAUCAGCAAUAAAGGGCUUUUCCAAUCCAAUAGUGCAACUGAAAUUGAAUAAAAUACUGUUUAAAAAAAUCCCAAAUCAAAAUAAAUUUUAAAAAUGGCCUUGUCUGCGCUUUUCUCGCCAUUUUCGUUUGUGAUUACUGGAAAAAUAAAAUGCUGCCACACCGCCGAUUUAAGAUUGGGGGGUGUGUCCUCAAUUUCAGAUUCGCCAUCUCUUGUUCUGUCAGAACCAAAAACGUGCGACAUCGACGAGAAUACAAAAUGUAAUAUUACAAGAAGUAUUUCCGUUAAGUACCGUGAAGUACCCCUAAAGUAGUGAUUCAUUUUCAAUGAUUCAGUGAUUCAUCAAAUGUUUUAAAUUGUCAUUCAUUUACAUGGAUUUUUAACCGAUUUGCGAUUCAUCGUUACAUGUCUACUCAUUACAGGUUAUGUACAAUAUUUUUUAUUGUAAAUUGUGUGACAGCCUAUGUUUUUCAUUGUUCCUUCGUCCUUUGAGGGGUAUAAUAAAAUCAUUUUCUUUCCUCUGUUA
Messenger RNA from Brienomyrus brachyistius, 12109 nucleotides. RefSeq names its product dual specificity mitogen-activated protein kinase kinase 6-like. The transcript is spliced from 12 exons. The record is from RefSeq and is a predicted model, not a curated record. The coding region runs from base 847 to 2010 and encodes 387 amino acids. NCBI's taxonomy places the organism in Eukaryota, Metazoa, Chordata, Actinopteri, Osteoglossiformes, Mormyridae. Gene Ontology annotation, molecular function: ATP binding; MAP kinase kinase activity. Gene Ontology annotation, biological process: protein phosphorylation; MAPK cascade.